AUGUGUGGUAGCAAAUGCCAAUUGACUUUGUCUACUUUAACAACUUUGCACAAAAGUGUUUUAUGUUAUUCUAUUCCCUUCCAACAUUGGAUGCAUAAUUUUCAUAUCGCAUGUCGUUAUUAUUGGUUUUUUAUUCACUCGCUCUCGCCUCAUCACGUUGCAGCAUUAAAAUUAUGUGCAUUUUCAACAAAUUGCUUUCAACUAUUGUAUCAAGCCGUGCUAGAACAAGCAUUAAAGUUGUGA
This is a messenger RNA of Clunio marinus, 243 nucleotides long. The record is from the annotation of a GenBank genome assembly. NCBI's taxonomy places the organism in Eukaryota, Metazoa, Arthropoda, Insecta, Diptera, Chironomidae.